Thlaspi arvense is the source of this 3861-nucleotide messenger RNA. The record is from the annotation of a GenBank genome assembly. NCBI's taxonomy places the organism in Eukaryota, Viridiplantae, Streptophyta, Magnoliopsida, Brassicales, Brassicaceae.
UUUGCUUAGGGUUUGAAUUUUGAAAUUCUCCAAUACUUUCUCUCUACCAUUUUCCCCCUCUCUGUUUCUCUCUCUUCCCAAAUCUUAUUCAACGACGGCCACUGAUUCCCUUUAGAGCUUGGAAGAUUCCGAAUCGGAUCUCAGGCACCAGUUGAAGCUCGUACGAUGAACCAGUACCACAUAUACGAAGCUAUUGGGCAGGGCAAAUGCUCGACUGUGUACAAAGGAAGGAAGAAGAAGACGAUCGAGUAUUUUGCCUGCAAGAGUGUCGACAAGUCUCGGAAGAGCAAGGUUCUUCAAGAGGUCAGGAUCCUUCACUCGCUAAAUCAUCCAAAUGUACUCAAGUUCUAUGCGUGGUAUGAAACUUCUGCUCACAUGUGGUUAGUUCUGGAAUAUUGCGUCGGGGGUGAUCUAAGGACAUUACUGCAGCAGGAUUGUAAACUGCCUGAAGAUUCAGUCUAUGGUAUUGCCUAUGAUCUUGUCAUAGCCCUGCUGUUUUUGCAUUCGAAAGGAAUUACAUAUUGUGAUCUGAAACCAUCGAACAUCUUACUUGAUGAAAACGGACAUAUUAAGCUGUGUGAUUUUGGGUUGUCAAGGAAGCUAGAUGAUAUUACUAAGUCUCCUUCCUCGGGAAAACGUGGAACUCCGUAUUAUAUGGCUCCAGAACUAUAUGAAGAUGGAGGGGUCCAUUCUUUUGCUUCUGAUCUAUGGGCGCUUGGCUGUGUGUUAUUUGAAUGUUACACUGGGAGACCUCCUUUUGUGGCAAGAGAGUUCACCCAGCUUGUGAAAUCUAUUCAUUCAGAUCCAACUCCUCCACUCCCUGGAAAUCCAAGCCGUUCGUUUGUCAAUCUCAUUGAGUCUCUUCUUAUCAAAGACCCAGUUCAAAGAAUACAGUGGGCAGAUCUCUGUGGUCAUGCAUUUUGGCAAAGUAAGAUAAAUCUAGUACAGUUGCCUCCUCAGCCUGCUUUUGAUAAUAUGAUUGGCAUAUACACAAAGCCAUGUCUUUCCGAGCAUAACGGAGACAGACCAUGCAAGACCCCUCCAAAGUCUCGGGAGAAAGAUCCAAAAGGUGGUUCAAAGCACAAUGAGAACUCCACUCAAGGUUCAAGGGGAUAUGAGACGCCACAAAAGGGUACUCCUGGUGGUUCUAAAGCUCAACCAAAGCUUUCUAGUAAGGCAACUGUGGAAAAGCACGGAGGUCGUCCGGUUGCUAACAGACAGGUGAAUAUUCUAAGAUUGUCAAGGAUAGCAAAGGCAAAUCUCCAGAAGGAAAAUGAGAAGGAAAAUUACAGGAGACCCUUACCUAAUAGCAACGAGAACUGUGCUGAAGUGAAGAUCGACAACACUGAUAUGGAACUUGAUUUUGAUGAAGACAAUGAUGACGAGGGACCAGAUGAAAUGGAAGGAAGCGAGAACACCUCUUGUGCACAAGAUGAAAGAGUUUCGAGUCAAAAUGACAGUCACGGAAGACAAAGAGUUAUGAGCAAUAAUGUGCCUGAUGAGAAAUCGUCUGCAAAUGAAACACCAACCUCGGAGGAAGCCAGAGAUUGCCAUGAAGAGCAGUCAGAGCCUAUUGAAGUGUCAGCUGCGCUACCCAGUGCUAGUCCUCAGCUUAAAACUCACAGAGGAAGAGAAGUUUCUGGGUUUACUGCUAAUCAUGACUCGUCGAAAACACCUAAUAGCCUCAGUGACGUCCUUUGGCAUUUAUCUGAUCUGUCUGUUAGACCUGUCAUGCCCAGCAGAAAAUCUGACAAAGAAGCUGUGCCUUCUCUCUCAUUUGAAGCACCACAGCCUUCUGAUUUUGGUAAGAUGGGAAAGCAAGAACUAGAACCGCUUAACAACAGGAUCGUAACGGUCCUAACUGGGAGUAGUGCUGGCAUGUCAGAGAAACAAAAUUUGAUCAGAUACCUCGAGACAUUGAGUAGCAAUGCUGAUGCAGCCAACAUCUUGACCAACGGGCCAAUUAUGCUUGUGCUUGUUAAAGUUCUGCGAUUAUCCAAGACCCCGGCGUUUCGAGUACAAAUUGCUUCCCUAAUUGGUUUGUUAAUUCGGCAUUCUACUUCUAUUGAAGAUGAGUUGGCAAAUUCUGGUAUUUUGGACUCUCUUACUAAUGGCCUUAGGGACAAGCAUGAAAAAGUGAGAAGGUUCUCUAUGGCAGCUCUAGGUGAAUUGCUAUUCUACAUCUCAACUCAAAAUGAGCAUAAGGAUUUCAAACCAACAGAGUCCCCAUCGAAAGAAACUCGGUCUGCAUCGGGUUGGCAGGUUUCAAAUGCCUUGAUCUCUCUUGUAUCAUCUGUCUUACGCAAAGGAGAAGAUGAUCUGACUCAGCUCUACGCGUUAAGGACAAUAGAAAAUAUCUGCAGUCAAGGAGCUUAUUGGGCCACCCGUUUCUCCAGCCAAGAUUUGAUAAGCAACCUCUGCUAUAUAUACAGGGCAGUUGGGAAACAGGAGAGCAUGAGGCAGACCGCUGGAUCAUGUUUGGUCCGCCUUGCUCGCUUUAACCCUCCUUGCAUUCAGACGGUUGUAGAAAAGCUUUCAUUGAAGGAAAUAGCUUCAUCUUUUGGAAGAGACGACUUCCGUAUAACCCUUCUUCAAGUUCUAGAAUGCAUAGCAGAAGAUGCUCCUCUGGUUACACAAAAUGCUGAGAUUAUUAUCCGUGAGAUUCUCCCAUCUUUAGCUGCAAUUUACAAUGGGAACAAAGACGGGGAUGCUCGGUUUCUCUGUUUGAAGAUCUGGUUCGAUUCAAUGACAAUUCUCUUGACCGAGUGCACCGAGAUCGAGCAACAAACAUCUGAGGAUUUGAAAUCAAUAUCCAACUCCCAUUUCCUCCCACUCUAUCCUGCACUGAUCCAAGACGAAGAUCCAAUCCCAGCAUACGCGCAGAAGCUCCUCGUCAUGCUCGUCGAGAUUGAUUACAUCAAAAUCUCCAACAUAUUGCAUCAGAAUACAGUAUCACAAUGCUUCGAGUUUCUUCUCGGAGACUUAUCAAGCGCGAAUGUGAACAACGUCAAGCUCUGCCUCGCCUUAGCAUCAGCUCCAGAGAUGGAAACCAAACUACUUUCUCAGCUCAAAGUAGUGAGGAGAAUCGGAAAUCUGUUGGAGUUCGUGAAUGCCAAGGACAUGGAAGAUUUCCUUGAACCCACUUUAAAUCUCUGCAGAGCUUUUCUUCUACGGUCACUUGGAAACAAGAAAGGUCUCAGCUCCACCUACACGAAAGAGCCAACGCUUUUAUCAGAGACAUCUUUUACAUUCGAGGUCGAUCCACAAGAAUGUAUACGAGACAUUGCAGAUUUCGGCAGCAACAUUGGCUUAUUCUUGCACCUCGCUGCUUUAGAUGACACGAGCAUCGCAGUCGCGGAUAUUGCCUCUGAAUGCGUCGUGUUGCUGCUUAAAGCGGCCUCGAGAGAAGCCACGACGGGAUUUUUAACCAAUCUUCCUAAGAUCACACCGAUUCUCGACACGUGGCGCCGGAGGAAGAGCACGGAGCUACAGUUGUUGGUUCUGAAGAGAAUCAUGCAUUGUUUGGGUUAUGCGUGCAAGCAGUAUCUGUCGCAGGCGAUGAUUCUGUCGAUAUCAGGACAUGAUGUCUCUAAGAUCAACGCCAUUGUCUCCGAGAUCAAGAACUCAGACGUCGCUGGUCUCAGUAGCGUCGCUUCGCUCGUUGCUAUGGAGUUGCAGAGGUUGCCUCGUUGAGUUCUGAACAAGUUUCGUCAUUUCUCUCUGUUAAAACAAGAUUAACGACAAUGGCGCUGAGCUGUAGAUUUUGAGUAUGUACGAGGUAAACAAACUCAAAUGUUAUAUUGAAACCCAGAAUCAAGAUUUAAUGUCUCUUUCUAAUGUAUAUUAUUGAAGUUCUCUCCA